AUGGUUAGGAGACAAGAAGCCAGAGCAUCGGCCCCAGAGCCUCGCAUGCGCAUCCGCGGGCUCUUACCAUACUUGUUUCUCGGCGACCACCCUCCAGGGCUACUCAACUCUUUGGCCGAUGUGCCUGGCAUUGCAGUCUCGACUCAAGAGAUUACAUCUGCAGACGAAAGCAUCAAUACUGGAGUUACAUGUAUCGUUCCACGAGAAGACUGGUUCCAUAAAGCUUGCUAUGCCGGUAUCUUCAGCUUCAAUGGUUAUGGCGAGAUGACUGGAGCCCACGAAAUCACCGAGAAUGGGUUGUUGUGUUCGCCUAUCAUAUUGACUGGAACAUUUGGCAUCGGCGCUGCUCAUCAAGAAAUCCUCGAGUACGGUGUCAAAACCUUUGGCAAAUCAUUCAUGGCGUUGCCUGUGGUUGCAGAAACAUACGAUGGCUAUCUGCAUGACUGUCCUUCCUUUGCAGUAAAACCUAAGCAUGUGAUCGAGGGGUUGCAGGAUGCAACGACAAAUAUGGCAAUCAAAGAGGGCAACUCAGGAGGUGGAAAUGGUAUGAUCUGCCAUGGUUUCAAGGGCGGCAAUGGAUCGUCGAGUCGACACGUCAAGAUCCCAUACCGAGAUGAGACUUUCACGGUUGCUUGCAUGGUUCAAGCGAACUAUGGAGCCAUGAAAGACCUACGUAUUGCAGGCGUACCCGUCGGUCGAAUUCUGGCCGAGGAAGCUCAGAAAGAUGAACGAAAGAAGAAGGCAAAGGAAGCGUUGGAGAAGGCCAAAGAGGAGAAAGACGGCAGUAUCAUUAUCAUCAUCGCUACAGAUGCGCCAUUGCUGCCACAUCAACUCACUCGCAUAGCCAAGCGCGCCACCGUUGGUCUAUCUCGAGUCGGUGGUAUCGGACACAAUAUGUCUGGCGAUGUCUUUCUCGCCUUCUCGACUGCCAACGAGAUUCUUGUCAACCAGCCGAGACCCGUGGAGGGCGAAAGCAGAUCAACGAUCGAAAAGGUCAAGGUGGUGGAAGANUUGGCAAUGUCCUCGCUGUUCGAAGGUACUGCAGACUGUGUGGAAGAAGCAAUCUACAACUCUUUGUUCAUGGCAGAGACGAUGGUGGGAUUUGAGGGACACAAGGUAGAGGCACUGCCUCUGAAGAGAGUCAAAGAGAUCAUGGAGGAGUAUGGCAGAGCACAAAUAAAUUAA
Molecule: messenger RNA, 1185 nt
Organism: Aureobasidium musti
Lineage: Eukaryota; Fungi; Ascomycota; Dothideomycetes; Dothideales; Saccotheciaceae
Source: the annotation of a GenBank genome assembly